Messenger RNA from Acomys russatus (golden spiny mouse), 1172 nucleotides. It is a transcript of the gene Castor1, whose product is annotated as cytosolic arginine sensor for mTORC1 subunit 1. Gene Ontology annotation, cellular component: cytosol. The record is from RefSeq and is a predicted model, not a curated record. NCBI's taxonomy places the organism in Eukaryota, Metazoa, Chordata, Mammalia, Rodentia, Muridae. Bases 61 to 1056 code for a protein of 331 amino acids. The transcript has 9 exons. Gene Ontology annotation, biological process: negative regulation of TORC1 signaling; cellular response to L-arginine. Gene Ontology annotation, molecular function: arginine binding.
CACCUCCCCGCCUCCUGCCUGGGUCUAGCUGGCGGCGAGGCCGGUGCUCCGGGAUCUGCGAUGGAACUUCACAUCCUAGAGCACCGGGUGCGAGUACUGAGCCUCGCCCGCCCGGGCCUCUGGCUCUACACCCACCCACUCAUCAAGCUGCUCUUCCUGCCCCGUCGCAGCCGGUGCAAGUUCUUCAGCCUGACGGAAACCCCAGAAGAUUACACACUCAUGGUGGAUGAGGAGGGCUUUAAAGAGCUACCCCCAUCCGAGUUCCUGCAAGUGGCCGAGGCUACCUGGCUGGUGAUGAACGUAUCGCACAGUGGUGCUGGGGUGCAGGCUGCUGGAGUUACCAAGAUUGCCCGGUCUGUCAUUGCUCCCCUGGCCGAACACCAUGUGUCUGUGCUAAUGCUCUCCACAUACCAGACAGACUUCAUCCUGGUACGGGAGCAGGACCUGUCAGUGGUCAUCCACACACUAGCCCAGGAGUUUCAAAUCUACCGUGAAGUAGGCGGAGAGUCCGUGCCUGUUGCCAGCGAUGAUUCCAGCAAUGGCUUUUCCCGAGACCAGCACGGGCCCAGUCCCACGGUGCAUCCCAUUCAGAGUCCGCAGAACCGCUUUUGUGUCCUCACACUGGACCCUGAGACAUUGCCGGCUAUUGCCACCAUCCUCAUCGAUGUCCUCUUCUACUCACACAGUGUCCCCAAGGAGGCGGCCUCAGGCUGUCCUGAGUCAAGUUCCAUCCCAUUCUUCGCUUUCUCCCUCAUCGAGGGUUACAUCUCCAUUGUCAUGGAUGCAGAGACCCAGAAAAAGUUCCCCAGUGACCUCCUGCUGACCAGUUCUUCUGGGGAGCUAUGGAGGAUGGUGCGCAUCGGGGGACAGCCCCUGGGCUUUGAUGAGUGUGGGAUUGUGGCCCAGAUCGCAGGUCCCCUGGCGGCCGCUGACAUCUCUGCUUAUUACAUAAGUACCUUCAACUUCGAUCACGCCCUGGUUCCUGAAGAUGAGAUCGGCAGUGUCAUUGAUAUACUCCAGCGACGACAAGAAGGGUUGGCUUCCAGAGAUCCAUAGGGGACGCCAGACUCCCAGCAUUCCCUCACCACCCUGGGCUUUCAGAGACUUUUUGGAGCUGUUUCCUGAAGCUUCAGAGUGAGCCCCUGAUCCUGCAAAGAGACCCUGGUUCUGCU